Messenger RNA from Dibothriocephalus latus, 678 nucleotides. The record is from the annotation of a GenBank genome assembly. NCBI's taxonomy places the organism in Eukaryota, Metazoa, Platyhelminthes, Cestoda, Diphyllobothriidea, Diphyllobothriidae.
AUGGACUCGGUCUCAUGUACAGACAGCGUCGUGGAUGUUUCCCCCGUGUGUUCCGCUCUUGGCUGGGCGAUCAUCGCACGGAACCGUGACUUUGUAUCCCAGCUUGUCACUCGUUUACUCUGGGCUGGCAUGCCCAGGCUGGGCAGUCUAGUAUCGUUCCAACUAGGCUGGAAGCGGUCACGCUGCAUUAGGGAGGUGGCCGCAAUUGUGAGCUGCCUCUUUGGUGGCGGUUGCAAUCAGAACUGGCUUGUUCUCUCUCCAGAGAUCGCCUUCCUGGUCAGAUAUGCUGAACUGCAACAACUACUUGCUGACAAGCAGAUUCAAGCGGCAGUGAAUACUGUUCUGGAUCUCCUCACGGCAGACUCCAUGUCCGAUGGAAGUUUACACCUUCUCAUGCUCAUCAAACCUCAUCUGACAGACGUGAGCAGCCUGCGUCGUGAUCAGAUCGAGCUCCUUACUGUCAUGGUGACGGAUCUUCGUGCAUCCAUCGAUCUUACGCUGCCGGACCAUAGUGUCGAUCCGAAUAUGACAGUCCUCAACGACUGGUUUUUCGGUUUGCACGAUCUCCUUUCCCGGGCUCGAGCUGCAGCGAUAUUGCGCGGCAACGCCUCGUCUAAUUCCGAAUUGAUGCCUCCCUUCAGCGAUGUUCGGUCUGAAUGUACAGUGCUCGCUGAUUAA